AUGUCUGUGGUAGAUGUUGUUGAGCUUCAUUUAAUGAAAAUGAGUGUCGUUAUGAGUGAAGUGAGUGUCUGGGUGUUUGGAGUAGAGACGAGAUCGGUAUUGUUGAGGGAGAUUUGUGUCAGAUUUAGCAUCAGUCGAUUAUUCAUCAUGACGAGGCCGACAGAGCUUUUCUUUCGCUUUUCUAGAGCGUUGCUUGUUUGGAUGCCAUUUGAAUAUUAA
This is a messenger RNA of Clunio marinus, 219 nucleotides long. Lineage: Eukaryota; Metazoa; Arthropoda; Insecta; Diptera; Chironomidae. The record is from the annotation of a GenBank genome assembly.